UGUCAUAGGGCUUACGUAACCUGUCCAUCUGACUUUUGUACUUGCCAGUUGAAAAAGGGGCUGUGGGCUUUAUUUAAGAACUGUGUAGGGGAAAUCUAGCAAAAACAUGCUUUCGAGGGCCGCAAUUCUUUCCGGUCAAAACUCCAGGGCUCUGAUGGCGUUGUGCAGGGCGACUGGCACUUCAGCCACUAGCAAUGCGGCCGCUGUUGCUGAUACGCCUGCCAGUUCCACUGCUUUAAGGCCUCAACGACAGGAACCUGGCAAAGUGCGCUUUGGCUUCGUUCCAGAAGAGUGGUUCCAGGCCUUCUACAACAAAACUGGAGUGACCGGCCCCUACGCCUUUGCUUUCACUCUUUCCACCUAUUUGGUGAGCAAGGAAAUCUACGUAUUGGAGCACGAGUUCUACAGUGGACUGUCCAUUCUGAUCAUGUGGACCUACGGAAUCAAGAAAUUAGGCCCCAAAGUGGCUGCCUUUUUAGACAAGGACAUCGACAACUACGAAAAGGAAUGGAAUUCUGGGCGAGAAAAUGAGAAGGAAGUCUUGCAGAGCCAGAUAGCCAAUGAGGAAAAGCUCCAAUGGUCCAUUGAAGGUCAGAACUUGCUGUUGGCGGCCAAGCGGGAAAAUGUGGCUCUGCAGCUCGAGGCCAACUACCGGGAUCGUUUGCAUACAGCUUAUCAAGCCGUGAAGAACCGUCUGGAGUACCAAGUGGAAAAGACCAAUGCGGAGCGCAGAAUUGCUCAGAAGAACCUUAUCGAGUAUGUGGUGGCCAGAGUGAAGGCCUCCAUCACUCCCGAUCAGGAGAAACAGAACAUCAACAAAUGCAUCUCCGACUUGGCGCUUUUGGCCAAAGCCUAAUGUAAUCAUUGGGCUCAUUUAGAUAAGUUUAUUCUUACACAGUACGACGCAACUGUUAUUGUCGCCUGAAUAAUGGUAACUGAUGAUUAUUUAAGGAAA
Messenger RNA from Dendroctonus ponderosae (mountain pine beetle), 955 nucleotides. RefSeq names its product ATP synthase subunit b, mitochondrial (gene ATPsynB). The coding region runs from base 107 to 856 and encodes 249 amino acids. Gene Ontology annotation, molecular function: proton transmembrane transporter activity. Lineage: Eukaryota; Metazoa; Arthropoda; Insecta; Coleoptera; Curculionidae. Gene Ontology annotation, biological process: proton motive force-driven ATP synthesis. The transcript is spliced from 5 exons. The record is from RefSeq and is a predicted model, not a curated record.